AUGGAUUCAUUUGCCAUUACAGAGGGUCUGGUCCCUCAAGAUCAACAAAAUGACCAACCACAAUCACCAGUGUCUAUCAAAUUGACCGAGGAGACCAACAAAUUCCAACGCGCCAUUGCAGCCUGGAGAGGUAUUGACUUGGCCAGUACCAUUGCGAAACUCGACGCAACUGCUACGGAUAUUGUUGGACAGCAGCGCGAUGCACUCGUGCAAAGAAAAGAGCUCGCGCAAAAGACGAAAGACUACAAGAAGCUGGAUGAUGAAUCCAAGCUUGUAGAAUACAAAGGAUUGCUAAAGGCAUAUCAGUCAUUUAUCGAUCUCUUGACCAAUCAGGGGAAGACGUCAUCAUCUUCAUUUCUGCAGCUAUACUCUACAUUAUCGGAAGCCCCAGACCCGUACCCACUCCUCGAAGCUUCAGUCGAUUCCCUUGUCUUGUCUGAAGACACCGUCCCAAAACUAAACUCGGAGCGGGAUCAAUUGCAGAAAUCUGUUGAUCGUCUCACCAAACAACAAGAGGAGACCGAAAAACGUCUGGCAGAGGAGCGUGCUGUAAGGAAGAAGCUGGAAGAAUCCCAGGAAUCUAAAGCCAAGGAAAUCGAAGCAUCAUGGGAGGCAGUCUUGGCAGAGAAGACGAACAACUGGGCGGCAAAGGAGAAGAGUUUAGAGGAGAAGGUGGAGAACCAGGAUCGAUUGAUUAAGGAGCUCAAGGCCAGCUAUGAAGUCUCCCAGCGGUUGGGUGAGGGCGAGAGCCAAGGCGACGAUAGUGAAGGCCAGCGUAGCGGCGCUAUUACGGCUGAACUUGAACUCGUUUCUGCCGAACUAGAAAAGACAAGCUUGAGAUUGGCAGAUGUGGAAGCGCGCAAUGAACAAAUGCGACUGGAGCUGGCCCAAGCCGCCUCACACUCAUCCGGCUCGGUUUCUGUGGAGGAUGACCCUGAAUAUCUUCGCCUACAAUCUGAGAACUCUUCAUUGCUGCGCAAGCUUGACGCUGCCCGAUUCGACAAAGAUUCUGAAAGACACACUUGGGAAGCCAAGCUGCUUCAGUCAGAAAGAGCGUCCUCAAAGGCCGCCGUGGAGCGGGACGAGCUGCGUAUGCGGUUGGCAAAGGUAGCUGACUAUGAUGAGAUCCGCCGCGAGCUGGAGAUGAUCAGGUCCAUUGAAUUUGCAGGGGAUGAUGAUGAGGCAGAUGAGAAUGCUACGACUGCGACUAAUGGCGAUGCACCUAAAUCCAAGGACAAAAAUUCUCUAGAGCAACUCCUCAUGGCACGAAACAAGAAGUUGACGGAGGACCUCACGCUGCUGCGGGUAUCGCAUCGCGAUAUCCAAGGCCAGCUCGAAACAUUACGAACCGAGCUUUCAACGUCGAAGGAGGAACUUGAAAAGUCUCAAGCCCUAUCAACUACACUUGAGAACGAUCUUCUUCGCGUACAAGAGGAAGCUAGCAAUGCGUUCCCAUCGUCAGCGAUGUCUGUUGCAGGAACCUACUCCUCCAGAUACCCACACUCGGCCCGGCGAGGCGCAUCUUCGCCCACCUCAUCCAUCAUCUCCGGGUUUGACCAGAGCGCCGUAUCUGCAAAUACAAUGGAGUCAAUUCGAGCUGGAGAGGCCGUAGGUGGCGGCUCUGGUCUUCUGCCUAUGAUCCAGGCCCAACGGGAUCGGUUCAAGAAGAAGAACGCAGAGCUUGAAGAAGAGCUAUCAAAACUAUAUGCCACAGUCAAAUCUCUCCGACAAGAAGUUGCAUCCCUUCAAAAGGACAACCUCAGUCUUUACGAGAAAACCCGUUAUGUUUCAACCUACAGCCGUGGCCAGGGUGCCUCCACAUCUGCAUCGUCAUAUGCCAACACCCCCAGUUCAACCUCUGUCUAUACCUCGGCGGAUACGCCAUCCGGUCUAUCUCUCGACCGAUAUCAAUCUGCCUACGAGGCUCGGAUCUCACCGUUUGCGGCCUUCCGAGGCCGUGAAUCAACACGUGCUUAUAAACGCAUGAGCCUCCCCGAGCGGAUCGUGUUCUCUCUCACUCGCGUCAUCCUUGCAAAUAGAACCAGUCGCAAUCUCUUCGCUACGUACUGCUUCGCACUCCAUAUCCUAUUGUUCGUCGUGCUCUACAUGAUGAGCACGACGGAAAUCGAAAAGCACAGUGCCAUGAGCGCUGUUGGCAGUGCAGCAGCAGCAGCAGCCUACGGGAGUGGUGCUGGUAGUGGAAGCGGGAGUGGGGGCGGCAUGGGCAAUGGUGCGAGUCAGCUGAAAGGCGAUGAUUGGCAGCAGGAAGGAUUCACCUAA
Penicillium soppii is the source of this 2280-nucleotide messenger RNA. RefSeq names its product CCAAT displacement transcription factor COY1. Gene Ontology annotation, biological process: intra-Golgi vesicle-mediated transport. Lineage: Eukaryota; Fungi; Ascomycota; Eurotiomycetes; Eurotiales; Aspergillaceae. The record is from RefSeq and is a predicted model, not a curated record. Bases 1 to 2280 code for a protein of 759 amino acids. The transcript is spliced from 2 exons. Gene Ontology annotation, cellular component: Golgi membrane.